Abrus precatorius (Indian licorice) is the source of this 2773-nucleotide messenger RNA. RefSeq names its product PHD finger protein At1g33420-like. Bases 304 to 2451 code for a protein of 715 amino acids. The record is from RefSeq and is a predicted model, not a curated record. NCBI's taxonomy places the organism in Eukaryota, Viridiplantae, Streptophyta, Magnoliopsida, Fabales, Fabaceae. The transcript is spliced from 5 exons.
GAAACUAUAGGAAUAAUUUAAUGUAUUGUGUAUAUAUAUUAAAAAAAUAUUGAAACUCAGAUUAAUCCAACGACGACCAUCAAAUCUCACCUUCCAAACAGAAAACACCAACCAAACCCUAACCUAAACGACCAUUCCCUCCUUCCCCUCUCUUUCUCUCUCUUCUCUCUCUCUCCACCGCUAAUCUCCGCCGUCCGAUUCUUCUGAUCCACCACCCGAUCCACAAAGGUUCCAACCUCCUUCGCCAAGAUCUCAUUGCACGCGCCUCUCACACUGGACCACGCGCCUGCUACCGCUUCCAUCAUGGUCGUGAGCGGAGGGAAGCCUUUGAAACGCAUGAAGAGGAGAGUCACCGCUGAUUUCUACGAUUUUCUGUCGUUUCCCUCGCCGUCUCUCGCUGUGUCGGAGAACUACGCCGGCGGACCCUUCCGCACCAACGUCCGCUCCUUCCUCACCAAGCACGCACUGCUCCCGCCACCGUCGGCGCUGUUUCCGCACCUGCUGACGUGGCAGAUCCUCUUCCGCAUCGGCGAGCUCACCGACAGCCCCGAAUCGGGACCGCCGGUGGUGUGCCUCGACGUCGUGGAGGAGGACGUGGCCAGAUCUAGAUCCAUUUACUGCGAUCAGUGCCGAGUUUUCGGGUGGAGCGGCCACCCCGUGUGCGGGAAACGUUACCAUUUUAUUAUCAAAGCCGAUGGGAGCUCUAUUGGUGGGUAUCACAAGCCAUGUAUGUGCUGUGGGGACAUCUUGCAUUUGUCAGAAUCAAAAUGCAAGUCUUGCAACCAUGUGACUACCACUGAUGAUGUUGAAGACUGGGUGUAUAACCAAUUAGAGAACACGACUCAUCUUUUGCAUGGCGUAGUCCAUGCCAAUGGAUAUGGGCACCUUCUUCGAGUUAAUGGCAAAGAAGGGGGCUCUAGAUUUCUUUCUGGUUGUCAUAUUAUGGAUUUUUGGGAUCGCCUAUGCAAGACUCUUGGAGUCAGAAAAGUUAGCGUAAUGGAUGUUUCAAAGAAAUAUGGGCUAGAGUACCGCUUGCUCCAUGCGAUUAUGAAGGGACAUCCGUGGUAUGGUGACUGGGGUUAUAAAUUUGGAUCUGGUAGCUAUUGUCUCACAUAUGAAGCGUACAAGUCUGCUAUUGAAAGCCUAUCCAAUCUACCCUUGUCCACCUUCUUUUCCCCGGGACAAAUGCCCCACUCUCGUGUGCAGGACAUGAUCUCAUAUUACCAGUCUUUGUCAGAGCAUGAACUUGUAAAUAUAAGGGACCUCUUUUGUUUUUUGAUGAGUUUGAUUGACGAUGCCCGCAAGAAUGCAUCAAAUGUUGAUGACAAAACCUUCAAGAAGCGUCGUUUUAAUGCUUCUGGGGAUAGUUCUUGGGAGAAGAGUGACGUUGAAUAUGUGGAGGAAGCCAUGCUCAGAGUACUGCGUGCAGUGUCUGGGUCUAAUUGGGUGAGCUGGCGUGCUCUUAGGGGUGCAGUGUGCAAGGUGGCCUCUCCAGAGCUGCUUGAUUAUUGCCUUGGAAAACUGGGAGGGAAGGUGGUCUAUGGUGGAAUGGUUGUUAAUAGUCGAUGCAAUCCUCAAACUGGAGUUUAUGAGUUCAGGCUCGAGGGUGCAAGCAGUUCUUGCUAUGGAAUUUUAACAAACAAUAACGCUUCAGGCUCAAAGUAUCCAUCUGAAGAGAACCUCCUUCAAUGCUUGAGAUACUUAUAUGAUUCUCUGCUUCAACCUCAAACGAUGCUAACCUAUGUUGAAGAAGGGAAAAGAACUCUUGCAAUGAGCUCAGCUCAAAAGCUUCUUGACUGCAAGCAGUUUGUGAAAGAUUAUAGUCCUGAGAUGUUGCCAAUGUCAGAUUUGGAUAAGUUACGCAUCUCGUGUCAGGUUGAACUUAUAGAUGAAUCUGAAGAUUCUGCAGCUAGAACUCCGCCAGAAUUAAUAGUGUUGCCUAUGAAUGCCAUGGUGGCUGACCUUAAGUUUGAAGCUGCAAAUGCUUUUCAAGAUGUUUAUCUAAUGUUCAGAAGAUUUCAAGUUGAUGAGCUACUUGACUAUAGAGGUGUAGACGAUUCCACCCAGGUCAAGCUCUUGUUAGGAUCGAAAGAUGCGGUUUGUGUCCGUGGAAGAUGCAUUGGGAAGAACGGAUUGAAUAAGUUCCGAAUGGAACGGGGACUUGAGAGGUGGACAGUAGAUUGCAGCUGUGGGGCUAAGGACGAUGAUGGAGAGAGAAUGUUGGCUUGUGACAUAUGUGGGGUGUGGCGGCACACUAGGUGUUCUGGCAUCCAUGAUGCUGAUCCUGUUCCAGCACGUUUUGUUUGCCCGAGAUGCCAAAACUGUGAAUCUAAACCUAAAUCUAGUGGGCUCUGCAAAGACGAGACUGUGAGUGUCGUUAGUACUAGUGUAGCAGUUGCUUCGGAAACGGCUCGCAAGUGCCAUCCAAUGUUCAUUAAGUCAUACGAUUAGAUGUGUAUGAAAAGUUCUUUUGUUUCUCUUUAUUUUGCUUGGGCCUGAAAGAACCUGUACAUAACAGAUGGGCCUUAGGGGGAUGGCUUCAGGGAUAGGGCAUGUCUUGUUCAUCUUUCAGGUUCUACCUUCGUUAGUUUAUUUUGUGUAUAUAAUGAAAUGACUGACGGAAACGUGGAGGGGGAAAAGAGAAUAUUCAUCUUUUUUUUUUUGUUUGGAUAUAGGAUCUUAGAAGAUUCAUGCUAGCCUAGUAGCAACAUUAAUGAUGUAACUAACAAGUUGGUUAAAAUGAGUUGUUUUGAGUCCCAUUUCAUUUUAUUUU